Molecule: messenger RNA, 1118 nt
Organism: Paramecium sonneborni
Lineage: Eukaryota; Ciliophora; Oligohymenophorea; Peniculida; Parameciidae
Source: the annotation of a GenBank genome assembly
AUGAAACAAAUACAAAUAUUACAGAAAUUAAAAAAAAUGAAUUGUUCAGUUUGUUUGAGUGAAGAUUGUUAACUAUUUACAAGUAAAAAUUGUAAAUGUUUAUUCUGUUAUGAUUGUGUUCUUAAUUGGAUUGAAGAGAAAAUCAAUUUAAAAUAGAAAGUAGAUUCAAUAUCUUGUUUAAACUAUAAAUGCAAAUAAAUAAUUACACUUGAAAACUUUCAAAAAUCAAUAACAAAUAAACAAAUAGAUGAAAAGUAUAUGGAAAUAAUGUUAAAGAAUUAUUUUCAACAAACUCAAGACAUUAGAGCUUGUCCAAAUAAUAAAUGCAAUUAUUAUGCAUUUCUUCCAAAGAAUAGAUGUAAUAAAGAAUUCUCUUGUCAUCAAUGCAGUAAAUAAAUAGUUGAUAUACUUAGAUUUUAUUUGGCUUGAUAAACAAUAUUUGUCAUAUGAUAAAUUAUUUUUAUUAAAAAUCAAAGAUACUAAGAGUGAUAUAUUAUCUUCUGUGUUUGAAUUCAUAUCAACUUAAGAAUGUCCAAAAUGUGAUUCUAAAAUAUUGAAAAAUGGAGGAUGUAGUCAUAUGACGUGUAAAAAAUGUAAUUUUUAUUAUUGUUGGAGAUGUAAUAAUUAAUUAAAUGAUAAAGUCCAUAAUGACUUUAUUUGCUUUAUUAGAAUAUUAGUCUACAUCUCAUUGAUCUUUUUCAAUAUUGCUAAUACAUUUAAUAACUUAGGCUGGCUGUAAUACUUCUUAAUGCUAUUUUUCUAUCCUUUAUAUGGAUUGGGUCUCUCUUUGCUUUAUAAUUCCUAUAUUUUAUCACCUGUUGCUCUUAUAGCUACUUUAGUAUAUACUUUCAAACAAUUACCAAAAAAUAGUGUUAUUAGAAAAAAGAGAUUCAUCAAAUCAUAAAUUAUUUCCUUAAUUGUCUAAACAAUUAUAAUGAUAUUACUAGCCAUAACUACUUAUUAUAAUCUUUUCAAUAUUACACUAUAUCAAGCCUUAAGCUACCAUUACUAUUAAUUUAUUAUUCUUUUCUCAGGGGGAUCUAUUGUGAUAGUCAUAUUACUGUUUAACAAUUUUUUCUAUUAAAAUUGGCUCAAAUUCUUGAUUUGAAUUUAUCAAU